Molecule: messenger RNA, 551 nt
Organism: Cinclus cinclus
Lineage: Eukaryota; Metazoa; Chordata; Aves; Passeriformes; Cinclidae
Product: cytochrome c oxidase copper chaperone
Exons: 3
Coding region: 118-321 (67 amino acids)
Biological process (GO): mitochondrial respiratory chain complex IV assembly
Cellular component (GO): mitochondrial intermembrane space
Molecular function (GO): copper ion binding; copper chaperone activity
Source: RefSeq, a predicted model, not a curated record
UCCCAGCGGGCCGCGGGCCGGGAAGGGGCGGGUGAGCUCUGCCGUAAGCAGCCGCCCUCCCACGGCCGCCGGCGGCCCGUUCUCUCCGCGGGCUGAACGUGCCGGGAACUGCCCGCCAUGUCCUCGGUGGUCGCCGCCAGCUGCGACGGCAAGGCCUCGGGGGAGGCGCGGGGGGAGAAGAAGCCGCUGAAGCCCUGCUGCGCCUGCCCCGAGACCAAGAAGGCGCGGGACGCCUGCAUUAUUGAGAAGGGAGAAGAAAAUUGUGGGCACCUGAUUGAAGCUCACAAGGAGUGUAUGAGAGCUCUGGGCUUCAAGAUAUGAGUGAGAUGAGCAGGACUAAGUGGGAUGAUGUCUUUGGUGUGACUGUGUUCUGGAAAGCUGCAAAAUAAAUUAUUUCUGCAAGUUACUUCAAAGAACAAAUAGAAACAAAUAUUCUAUUUAUAGAGUCUUUAAUGAUAGAGUAUGUGUCACAUCUGUAGCUUUUCCACUGUUUGCUCUUGACCACUGCUACAGAAAAUAUAUUUUUCCUCUUAAUAAAAGCCUGAAAAUGA